This is a messenger RNA of Andrographis paniculata, 2911 nucleotides long. RefSeq names its product pentatricopeptide repeat-containing protein At3g03580. Gene Ontology annotation, molecular function: protein binding; zinc ion binding; RNA binding. The transcript has a single exon. Gene Ontology annotation, biological process: RNA modification. The record is from RefSeq and is a predicted model, not a curated record. Bases 16 to 2649 code for a protein of 877 amino acids. Lineage: Eukaryota; Viridiplantae; Streptophyta; Magnoliopsida; Lamiales; Acanthaceae.
UCCAUUCCAAUUCCAAUGAAUGCUGUGAAAAUCAGAGAAAUCUACACUUCAAUCUCCAAACACUUAUCAUCAACAUCAAGCAAGAGAGAUCUCCAGCAAAUCCACUGCCUCCUAAUCGCUUUUGGUUUCUACAAUUCUCCAUUUUUCGCAGGCAAAUUAAUCUCUAAGUACUCCCAAUUCAAGGAUCCAAGUUCAUGUUUAUCAAUUUUUCGAAGAAAUUCUCUGACGAGGAAUGCAUAUCUGUGGAAUACGAUUAUUAGGGCAAUGAUCCACAACGGAUUUCACUCAAAAGCUUUAGAGUUCUACGCGGAAAUGGGGAGACUGGAGGUGCCGCCUGAUAAGUACACAUUUCCUUCGGUGAUCAAUGCGUGCGGAAGUUUGAUGGAUUUCCAGAGAGGAAGGGAAAUCCAUGAGCAUGUCUUGCAGUCCGGAUUUGAAUCCGAUUUAUUCAUAAACAAUGCGUUGAUGGAUAUGUGCUCACGGUGUAAUGAAUUGGGGUAUGCCCGAAAGGUGUUCGACGAAAUGCCUCUUAGAGAUAUUGUUUCUUGGAACAGUUUGAUUUCGGGGUUCACUGCAAAUGGAUGUUUUCUGGAAGCUCUGGAAGUUUACAAUCGAAUGCGUAUGGAGGGAUUCGUGCCCGAUUCCUUUUCGUUUUCGAGCGCCCUUUUGGCUUGUGGUGGAAUUGGGGAGGUUGAAGAAGGUGAGGUGAUUCACGGAUUAGUCGAAAAGCUCGGAGUUUGUCACGACGUUGUUGUAAGUAAUGGAUUGCUUUCGAUGUAUUUAAAGUUCAACAUGUUAGAUGUUUCCCAGAAAAUAUUUGAUGAGAUGGUUUGUAGAGACGACGUUACUUGGAAUACGAUGAUAUGCGGAUUUUGUGAGUCGGGAUUGCACGAAGAGUCUGUAAGGUUGUUUAUGAAAAUGGUGGGUCGAUUUGAACCGGAUAUGUUGACAAUCACGGCAGUUCUUCGUGGUUGUACUCACAUCGAAGAUUUGAAGUUGGGAAGAUUCAUGCACGGCUAUAUGGUUAGUAAUGGGUAUGAGUGCGACACCCUGGCUGGCAAUAUCCUUAUCAAUAUGUACGCCAAAUGCGGCGAUUUAUUGCAGUCGAGGAAAGUUUUCGACAGCAUGAAAACCCGGGACUUGGUGUCAUGGAACACGCUUCUUAACGGUUAUGUCGAAAGUAGGUUUUAUGAGGAAGCGAUGGCGACGCACAAAAGAAUGCGGAUGCAUUUCCAGCCCGAUUUCGUCACUUAUUUGACGCUUCUUUCGAUUUCUACCGAUACAGAGGCGCUCCACUGUGAUGUAAUAAAACGAGGAUUCGAACACACUCAGAUUGUCGGAAAUGCUAUUCUUGAUGCGUAUGCCAAACGUGGCGAAACAGGGGUAUCGUUGAAACAGUUCGAAAGCAUGAAAACACGGGAUAUAGUUACGUGGAAUUCUAUCAUCGCAUCGUCUGGCCAUUCCGAGGAUCGUAGUGUCGGGUUCAAGAUUCUUCGCCGGAUGAGAGAUGAAGGAGUCGCGCCGGACGUACCUACGUUCUUGAGCGCUCUGCCUUUGUGUUCUUAUCUCGUCGCGAAACGACAGGGGAAGGAGAUGCACGGCAGCAUUUUGCGAUUAGGUUUUGAUUUCUCCACUCCGGUUGGGAAUGCUUUGAUCGAAAUGUAUUCCAACACCGGAUGUUUGAGAAGCUCGAUAACGGUGUUCAAAGAGAUGAAGGCCCGGGAUUUAGUUUCGUGGACGGCGAUUAUUUCGGCGUACGGAAUGUAUGGCGAAGGAAGAAAAGCGCUUGAAGCUUUCGAAUGUAUGAAGUUAUCCGGUAUCGUUCCCGAUCACAUUUCCUUUCUGUCGAUUAUCUACGCCUGUAGCCAUUCCGGUCUAGUCGAAGAGGGAAAAUCUCAUUUCGAGGAAAUGAAGAGAGUUUACAAAAUCGAGCCGCAGAUCGAACAUUAUGCUUGUGUCGUCGAUCUAUUGUCGCGCUCGGGGCAUCUCCGCGAGGCUGAAGAUUUCAUCCUCUCGAUGCCUACGAAGCCCAACGCGAGCAUUUGGGGCGCGCUAUUAAGCGCGUGCCGCGUGACCCAAGACACGGAAAUAAUCGACCGCGUGGCACGGAAUGUUCUUCGACUAAAUCCAAACGAUCCAGGCUACCACAUCUUGGCAUUGAACGCGUACGCGGCAAUUGGGAAGAGGGAUCAAGUGCAACGGAUUCGAAUCUCGUUAAACGACAAAGGGCUCAAGAAAAUCCCGGGAUGCAGCUGGAUCGAGAUUCAAAAUAAGGUCUAUUAUUUCGGAGCUGGGGAUCGAUCUUUUGAACAAUGUAGAGAAGUUAUCGAGCAUUUGGAUGCGCUGUCGGGUUUGAUGGCAAAGGAAGGAUAUGUUCCUGACGUGAAAUUUGUUUUCCACGACGUCGACGAGGAUGAGAAGCUCGCCAUGCUUUGCGGGCAUAGCGAAAGGCUUGCGAUCGCUUUUGGCUUGUUGCGCACAAAGGCGGGUACGCCGUUGUUGGUGAUGAAGAAUCUUCGGGUUUGUGGGGAUUGCCAUACUGUCGUCAAGUAUAUAUCGAAAAUCGCGUGCCGGGAAAUAUUGGUCCGGGAUUCGAAUCGUUUCCAUCGUUUUGAAGAUGGGAAAUGUAGCUGUAGAGAUCAUUGGUGAUGGAGAAUCUAUCCCUAUAUAUGUUUAGUCGGUUCUUGAUGACUAGAUCUGUAAACGAGUUGAACAGAGCUGAGCUUGUCAUGUUUGAAUUUGGACUCAGUUCGUUAAGGAUUAGAGCUCUAUUCGUUCGUUAAGAGAUACGAGUUGAAAUUUUGUUUGAGCUCAACUCGUUAAAAAUUUGAGCUCUGUUUGUUCGUUAAGAGAUACGAACUGAAAUUUUGUUUGAGCUCGACUCUGUUAAGAAUUCGAGUUCUGUUCGUUU